Messenger RNA from Physeter macrocephalus (sperm whale), 757 nucleotides. RefSeq names its product membrane spanning 4-domains A2 (gene MS4A2). Lineage: Eukaryota; Metazoa; Chordata; Mammalia; Artiodactyla; Physeteridae. Gene Ontology annotation, cellular component: plasma membrane; Fc-epsilon receptor I complex; external side of plasma membrane. Bases 6 to 734 code for a protein of 242 amino acids. The transcript is spliced from 7 exons. The record is from RefSeq and is a predicted model, not a curated record.
AAAAAAUGGACACAGAAAUUGGGAGCAGAACAGAUCUUGCUCUCCCAAACCCACAAGAGCCCACCAGUGUACCUGAAAUUGAACUUUCAAUAUUAUCUCUCCAUGAUAACGACUUACUGGAGAAUGCUGCCCCAUCCCCACCACGCCAAACGUGGCUGACUUUUUUGAAGAAGGAGCUGGAAUUCCUGGGGGUAACACAAAUUCUGAUUAGUUUGAUAUGCCUUUAUUUUGGAAUAUUCGUCUGCUCCGUGUUCAAUAGUUCAGAAUUUAAAGACUUUUUUUCAUCAUUUAAAGCAGGCUACCCAUUCUGGGGAGCAGUAUUUUUUGCUAUUUCUGGAUUUUUGUCAGUUAUGUCUGAAAAGAAACAGGCAACAUAUCUGAUACAAGGAAGUCUGGGAGCAAACACUGUCAGCAGCAUAGCUGGAGGACUAGGAAUCAUCAUCCUGAUCAUUAACCUAAAGAAGAGCUCAGCUUAUAUCUACCAUUGCCGGGAUAUUUAUGAGAACGACUUCUGCUUUGUGGCUUCUAUUUCCACUAAAAUUGUGGCAAUGAUCCUGUUUCUCACCAUUCUGGGGUUUUGCAGUGCUGUGUCACUCACAGUCCAUGGGAUUGGAGAAGUAAUUGAAAGAAAUAAGAUUCCAGAAGAUCGUCUUUAUGAAGAAGUAAACACCUAUGCACCAAUUUACAGUGAGUUGGAAGAUGGAGGGGAGGCAACUUCUCCCACUGAUUCAUAAGAAUCAUGAGUCCAGAACAUUCU